Molecule: messenger RNA, 4038 nt
Organism: Mycena citricolor
Lineage: Eukaryota; Fungi; Basidiomycota; Agaricomycetes; Agaricales; Mycenaceae
Source: the annotation of a GenBank genome assembly
GUCCAUAUUUCUGAGUUUCGUUUUCCAGCUCAACGCCAGCCCAACUUUCAAGGGUCCCGCUCUGUCCCUAUCGUCGGGCUGGCUCUUUUUCUGGUAUCCGGGUGUUUUGGAAUCCAGUCAACACGUUCUGUUGGCUCGUCCUGCCGUGAUACCUCGAUUCUGUCAACAAUUUUCGGUUUAUGCGCUUCCAUGUGCUCGGAGCAGGACCAAUUCCCUCGCUCUUUGCGCACCACCUCCGCAGAGCCACGCCUCCCUCCCACAAAAUCGUUAUUAUCCACCGGAAAGCGAGAGAUGCACUCAGCGUCAAGGCUUCCGGCAUCCAGGUCCAGAACGGCGCCACAUUCACAACCUCUACGGACUUUGAGCAUGAAUCGCAAGAUACCAAAAACGACUCCCCGAUUGACUCAUUGUUUAUCACUAACAAAGGACACUCGGCGCUCUACGCCCUUCGACGCCUCGCUCACCGUAUCUUGCCGACGAGUACGGUCGUGCUUGCGAACAACGCGCUCGCCGUUCACCGGCUUUCGCCGUUGUUCAGCGACCCAGAACAACGACCUCACGUUAUUCUCGCGACAUCCACACACGCGGCUAGCCAUACCACCACCGGAGGGGCGCGACGGGUCGUCCACACCUUUCCGGGCAGAAUCCAUUACGCGCUCGUCCCAAAUGGAUCCCGUGAUGUCGAAGCCGGCCUCAAGAGCUCCUCGUCAGACAGGCGUCUGCGCCUCUCGAAUAUCGCGUCCACGACGGGCGAUACUCUGUACCCGUUCUACCGCACCUUGCGAAAUACCGUGGCCGUCCUGCACUUGGCGGAGUCACUCAGCGCGCACUGGUGCAGCUUGCAGGAAAUGCAGUCUCGUAUGCGUCGGCGGCUCGUCGUCGACUCGAUCAUCCAGCCUCUCAGCAUACUCAUGGGAUGCCGCGUAGGGGACCUGUUUACCAGGACGGAAGCUGUGAUGCUCGCGAGGGAUAUGUGCAAUGAGGCCGCAGCGCUCUUCCGUGCAGAGGCAGAGGCGCAGCUUCGAGCGGAAUAUCCGGAACCCGACCCCGAGAUGAUGGAGCUCUCCGGCGCGGCCAGAGUUCCGCCAGCGCUCCUGGCCGAGAAUCUGCUCAGAGAUUGUCUGAAUUAUGCAGCCGAGCGGAAAUCUGAAAUCUCGCCGAUGCUCAAUGCCAUGCUCUAUGCACGUCCGCAUGACCUCACCUAUCUGACCGGACAUUUGCUGGCAUCCAACGCCGGCUUGGUUGAUAUGCCAGUGACCAACAGCGUAUACCGCCUGGCGAGGAUGCGAGUUGACGCUCCCAUAGAUCGAUUGUUUUGAAGAGUAUCGUAUAUCUCACGUAUAGUAGUAGAACAUGUAUCAACACAUAACUCCUCCCUGCAAAGCAUCGCCAACGCGGGCCAUCAAUCGCCCUUGCUCAAUGCCUGCAUCAGCACGCACACUUUGCGCUCCGGGAGAGUAUCUGGAGGAGCUGCCCUACGACAAAUUGCUAGGGACUUGGCAUGUCGUCGCGAGCACACUUCCCCUCUGGAAGAACAAGAAGAACGUCAAGAUCACAUACUCAACUAUCCCAGGAGAACCGGCGACGACGUUCGAUGACUUGGUUACAUACGAGAUGCGGAAUGGGAAAGGGACGCAGACGCCGUCUACUGUGCGGGGGAUCGACAGGCUGGAGAAGCCCGGAGGAUGGAAAUGGCGCGGGAAGGGUCUCCUCAUGAUUGCGACAAGCCAUUGGCAAGUGCUCGGCUUCGAGAGUGAGCCAGACUACGUCGUGACGUACUUCGAGUCCACACUCUUCACGCCUGCUGGUCUGGACAUCUACUCGAGAACGAAGGAUGGGUUGAGCGAUGAGACGGUGGACACCAUAACGCAGGAGAUAGGGACGCUCAAAGGUCUGGAACAGUACGCGAAGGAUAUGUUUAGAGUACCACAAGAUUGAAGACAGAGUUACUGUUGCUACUAGUAUCAACUCCGGGCCGGGUGCUGCCGGACAGUCCUUCCUCAUGAUCUCACCACUCGACUAGCUUGAGAGAACACGGGCAUGACACCACUGGUCUGAGCCCAUGUCGCUCGAUCCUUGUGCAGGCUUUGCGGCAACCAAUCCUGAUAACGCUGGAAUCGGUGUACGAAUUAGCUUCUAUCUGCAGACAUUCUUGCUGGUUUUCCUCGUCGAUCGGUCAUGGGUAGACGCGCCUAUUGCGCUGUGGACAUUCCUCGCCACCAGCUUUGGCCUCACUGUGGCAGCAAUCAUCCAAGAAGCUCAAGGGCAACUUAGUCUGUACCAGGGCUUGCAGGUGUCAAAUCUUGUCUGGCUUGCAAACUUCGGCAUGUUUGUAGCGAUGGCAAGCUACAGUCGUCAAAAAGCUGCCAGUCACUCGAGCACGGUAUAUGACUACAACGUCAAGUCAGGGAUCCUGCUGCAAACCUUUCUGUCGAUAUGUCUCACGAUUUAUAUGUGGGCAACUAUCGAAACCUUCGGCAGCCUCCCUCAAUGCUCACAUCUUGUCACAUUUAUGGUCUUUGUAAUCAAAGUCCCUGCUCUUCAACCAGGCAAGAUCAUCGGGUUGACUGCUUCCUCUGUGCUAUUGGUCAUAUAUACCUCAAUAUCACUCCAUGAGCUGUUUGCUUCCGUGAAGAGACGACGCGUGAAGGCAUUAAUUCCCUAUCACCUUCGGACCUCGACUCCGAGACACUCUACCCUACCUGCUGUUCAAACCACUACAACGAUUGGGGCAGUCCCGAGUGCAAGCGUCCGCCGACCACCAAGUUUGGCCAACAUCAGCGUGGUGCCAAGGACAGCAACGCAGACUUCGAUCCUUUCUCCGACGGAGAUCGUGUCUCUCUCGUCCGCAUCUGGGCCCAGUCAAUCGGUUCUCAAGCGCCGGCCACGCAGGAGACGAUGGUCACGUGAGCUCGAUCCAAUGUUCAUCGGUGUUGUCAUCUGCCAAGUUUUGGUCUUUACAUAUUUUAUCGUCUCCAGCGAGCUUCUGCUCACUAACAAUUACGGGGCUCAGGAUGCCGCGCAACAGAUGGGUUUCGGGCAGAUUUCUGCUCUAAUUGUGAUUCUUCCCGGCGCACUUGCUGUUAUCGGUGCUGUAAGAGAACAUGGCUUCAAGCGGCUUUCCAAACGAAAGCGAUCGAGCACAAGACUGCGAAGCAGGCGGAAUGCAAAUGUAUGAGAUAUUAUCGUUCGAAUACUGUAGAGUGGUGCGGAAUGCAAUCUAGUCUAGUGAUCGUCAGAAGUGGCUGUGCCCCACUUGACCAGCGCACUCAGCCCAUUUUGCCAGUCCUCGACACGUCGCCCUGAGGAUGUUGUUUCAAGUGAAAAUACUGACACAUCUCGACGCACCAGCGAGAACGGACAUCGACGAUCGAUCUGUUCCUACGAACGCAGCACCUUUCGAUUGGAUCACGGCGUCAAUGAGCACCGGAUACCUGGAAAAACUCCGCCCCAAGAACUCUCAAAUUGACGAGAAGGACGCACCACUCGCCAUAAACGUGUGCUAUCGCAUCCCUCUCAUCACUCGUCAUCACCACGUGGUGAAUUCUGACACCUUUGAGCCUGAGCAUCUCCGCUCUUAUCUGCUGUACUUGUCGGUUGAUCGCAGCAAGAGAUGCGACUAGGAUGAGGGUCAACUUGACCAAAUUCGUCGGAGAUUCUGGGCCCACGCACAGCACUGCUUGACAGGGAUUCCAUUGCACCACGACUGGAGGACGAUAUCGGAUCAGGAAGGGACGAGAAUAGAGUGUCCCUACUUACUUCAAAGUCGGCAUGUCGAACAUGGACUGAGAUGAACUGAAGAACACAAUUCAAUCCUCUCCCGACAUACAGGGUAGCUAAAGCGCACCGGGACGAGCGGGGACUCCUCGGACAACCUCAUGGCCGCGCGGAGAUAGCUCUCCGCAAGUUCCUCCAAGCUCGGAUUCCAGUGCAUGUGAGUCCCAACAGAUCGCCAAGCAGGGCUUCCGUGCUGGCGGUCAGAACCUGAUUGUUCCUCCGUGAGAAACAGCACCUGUAGUCAUAUUGCAUUUCGAAAGG